This is a messenger RNA of Ochlerotatus camptorhynchus, 1755 nucleotides long. RefSeq names its product Cuticular protein 73D (gene Cpr73D). Lineage: Eukaryota; Metazoa; Arthropoda; Insecta; Diptera; Culicidae. Gene Ontology annotation, cellular component: chitin-based extracellular matrix. Gene Ontology annotation, molecular function: structural constituent of chitin-based larval cuticle. The transcript is spliced from 4 exons. The record is from RefSeq and is a predicted model, not a curated record. The coding region runs from base 16 to 1704 and encodes 562 amino acids.
GGACCUUUUAGGACAAUGAGAUUGUUACUAGCCAUAGGUGCAGUGUGUGUGAGCUUUGUUCUAGUUCAAUCAGACCAGUCGGAUUUCAAUCACGUCAACUCGGAUGGAUCAUUUAGUUUUGGUUUGAAAAACUCCGAUGUUGGUGGUCACUAUCAUACAGCCAGUGGCAACCCGAAGACCAUAGUCAGAGGAAGAUACGGAAGCCGUCAGCCGGAUACGGGUCGCGUCGAAGAAACUGUCUACACGGCUGGUCCACGGGGGUUCCGAGCACGCGGUCCCAAGAUCCACCGAAAACAGAACCUAUCGCAGGUACCGAGGGGCCCUAUUGGUACACCGGAGGAUCCUCAGGCCGACCCGUACGAUGAUCCGAGCUAUGACUUCCAAUUCAAAACACGAAACUACCAGCGUCGAGAAGGGGCAGAUAGCAACGGACGGGUGAAUGGAUUGUACACCUACGUGGAUGAUGUGGGAGAGCAGCAUUCGGUUCGGUACUCGGCUGGUUCCGGAACCGGAUUUGAAGUGGCCAACCCAGUCCCUGAUGCACCCAAUACGAUAGCUUACGAGAGCCCAUUGUAUAAGACACACAAACAAGUCCGAGGCAAGGUGGCCUUCGAAAGUGGUCCCAGCGGCUCUGGGCAGUACAAGCUGUUAUCCGUUGGGCCAGAUCAGCGACGAUCGGAAACGACCGGACCAGACGGAAUAACGCGUGGUUCAUAUUCUUACCUGGACGACAAAGGAGUACAGCGAACGGUGCAGUACAUCGCUGGAGCAGGAAUCGGUUACAAAGUAGUUCAAAGUACGACUGGAGCGGGAAGCCAUCUACUUGCUUCGCCGGCCACAAACUUUGGAAUAAGUCACGUGGAACAGAGCGAUGUGGUGGAUAACAACAAUCCAAGCUAUAGUGCGAGUCCUUCGGGCCCUGCCUCCUUCCCAAGUGGUGGUGACCGAACAGGCAGCGGAUCAAGGCCGACUGCAGCAGGAUACGAUGGUGCACGCCCAACCGGUCCCGGUUUUGACGGUUCCAGGCCAACUGGUAGCGGAUACGAUGGUGCAAAGCCCGAGCACGAUGGAUACGACAGUGGCCGACCAUCGGGGCCAGCAUUUGAUGAUGAUUUCGACAGGAAGAGACCAACGACGCCACCCAGUAAAGUUCCUUCCAGUACAGAUCGACCGGAUCCUAGCGAUACUAAGGUACGUUUCCCCGAUGAUGAUUCCGAUUAUGGAGGAAAACCACAAGAUGAUAGUAUUAUUGGUCUCGUUCCACCUAAGUACGACUAUGAACCAACGGAAGAACCACCACUAUCAGGACCGUUCGACAUCAGCAUCUCCAGUGGACCAUCUGGCCCGUCGGGACCCGGCUAUCCGAACUUUGACGAGUCGGCUCCGGGAGCUUACAAUUCCAACGAUUUCACCAACUAUCCGGAGGUUACCUAUGACCGUAAGAAGCUGGAAGAGGACCGAAAGAAGGAUUGGCGUGAGUUUGCCAAGGACUCGACAAUAAUCAAAAACGUAGGCGAUUGGUACGUGGGAUUGGCACCGGGUGCCUCCGUGAGAGCUCACAUUCAAAAUAUAGAUCUAUUGCCAUAUGGAGGACGGGCACCUUCACCAAGCGAGGCACUGCGAAGGGACACCCAGUCCAAACCAAAGCGACCGUCGCCGUCGUCGCCGUCGGCGUCAUCAUCAUCGUACGAACGAAGGCGGUGAGAUUGAUUGAUGUAUAUUUACAAUAAAGAUUGAAAAUCCAAUCGAAGAGAA